GCAAGCGGAAGGGGACGCCGUGGUAGGGUGCCUGCGGGUGUUCGGGCGGCAGCUACUGAACUGAACCGGACUAGACGUUGAGCUAGACAGCGGCUGGAGCAGCACCCUGUCUUCGCUCACUCUGCUCGCGCCCCACCCGCUCCUGGCUUGAACCGAAUCAGAAGGGCCUACUGGCGCGAGAGUUGCUGGCGCCCGCGCGGGGUUCGGGAGUCUCCGCGCACCCGACCGUGUCGUGGCUUCAGGGGAACGUGGCCGCGUCUGCUAUCCGCGGGGCUGGGCGGGUGGGAGGCAGAGUCGGUACAGACGAGGGUGGCCUCAGUGGAUUCCGGGGGGUUCUUGUUGCCGGCGUGCGAGCCCAUUGGGGCCCCCAUAGCUCCGGGCGCUAGUGGUCACCGGACAAAGGGCUCCGGGUGCGGGGGUGUCCCGGAGGCGGGCGGGCGGGUUUACUUCCUCCCCGGCCCCACGGAGCGCUUCCUUCUUGGCGGAUCCCCAAGCUCGCCCCAACACUGUCACCUCACCAGUGGCUCUGGCCGCAGGAGAUCAACAGGACUAAUCCUACCCCGCGGGUGUAAUUCGGAACGGGACUCGGUCCCGGGGGAGGCCCCCACCGUCGCUCCUAUUGUUUUGGGGCCCAGAGAUGUAAGCUUUUGAUGAGUAAAGAGGCCCCACCAGGUUGUAAGGACCCUUUCCUGGUUGCUAAUGCGGGUGACGGCGAAACAACCCUAAGCCCAAGAGAACCCCGAGGUUUCGGACCCGGCCCAGACAGGGCAGGUGGGCUAUGGUGGGGCUGUCUGCCGAAAGCGGUCGCCACUGUUCCCCUCUGGUGCACCUGCCUACUCGGGACCGGAUCCCCCGCCCGGUCAGUUGCUCUUCCGGAAGUUCGACCUCCCCAAAUUUUGCUUCCGGUUCCGGUCGCUAUGGCGACUGGGCGCCUUGGGGUGGAGGAGACCCUGGGGGCCCUCAACGCGGCCCUGGGAGCUGGCUGCCCCGUGUGGUUCAAGGAGACGCGCGCUCGCCACCUGCGUGCCCGAGACUUCCUGGCGCCAAGGCGCGCGCUACAGGCGCGCUUCGAGGACGGUCAGGUGCCGGAAGCAGUGGUCCAUGCUGUGCUCGGCCUGCAGGGCCCCGGUGUGGCCCCGGUGUUGCGAUGCGAGGCAACACCCUCGGGCCUGGCGCUCCAACUGCAGCGGUCUGCCGUCUUCGAGCGCGUGCUCGGCUCCGUGGCUGCCUAUGCCGCGCCCGCCGCGCCCGCUGCUCGUGGUCCGCGCGUCAUCCUGCACUGCCCAUCGCUUCGUGCCGCCCCCUGCGCGCUCCGCCUGUGCCAGCUGCGGGCUGUGCUCGUGGCCGAUCACCUUGCUCAAGCUUUGCGCGUUCAUGGGGUUCGUGUGAGCCUAGUGCCCGCCGUGCGGGACCCGCACAUGUCGACAUUACUGCAGCAACUGCGGGUGGACUGGCCCGCUGCCUCGGAGCCAGUCCCAACCGAAGCCCUGUGGAGCCGCGCACUGGCAGAGUUUACCUCUGCUGGGGACGGGGGAGCCCUGCCCCCCGGCGUCCUGGGCAGCGUGUGCCUGAAGGAGCUGGUGGAAGGACGGGGACGCUCAGCUGGUUACGACCCCAACCUGGACAACUGUCUGGUGACUGAGGAUCUGCUCUCCGCGCUGGCUGAGCUGCAGGCAGCUGUGCAGCGUUGGCCUGAGGACAGCCCCCCAGGCCUGGCUGCAGCCCCAGAUGCUGGUGUAGACAGCUGCACGGUGGUACACGUGGUGAGUUACGGAGAGGAGUUCCGGCAACAGAAGUUGGACCUUCUUUGGUGGAAGCUGGAUGAUGGCGCUCCUCUCAGACAGAAGCACGUGGUGUGUGGCCCCGUGAAAGUAGCUGGUGUACCCGGCACUCUGACCGCCCCCGAGUACUACGAGCUCCGGCACGCGCAGGUGUGCAAGGCCUCAGCUCUGAAGCACAGCAGGGACCUCGCACAAGACCCAGCCUGGGCAGAAACCUUCAGGGUCCUCUCUGUGGCGACCAUCAAGUUCGAGAUGCUCAGCAAGGCCCCGCAGAGCCAGCUCUGCGUGGCCCUGGCCGACGGCAUUUCCACCAAGGGGACCAAGAGUGGCACCUUUGUCAUGUACAAUUGUGCCCGUCUUGCCACACUCUUUGAGGGUUACAAGCGCAGCGUGGAACAAGGUCUGUACCCUGCCUUCCCACCUGUGAGCAGCCUGGAUUUCUCCCUGCUCCGCGAGGAGGGUGAGUGGCUGCUGCUCUUCAACGGCGUGCUCCCCUUCCCAGACCUGCUGCGCCAGACAGCAGCCCUGGACCUCACGACCCCGGGGCUCCGCAUGGCCGCGCACACGGAGAUGGUGUGCAAGUUUCUGGCGCAGCUGAGCAUGGAUUUCAGCUCCUACUACAAUCGGGUGCACAUCCUAACGGAGCCGCGGCCACACCUGUUCGGUCAGAUGUUUGCCCGUCUGCAGCUUCUACGCGCCGUGCGCAAAGUGCUCCACACUGGCCUGGCCGUGCUGGGCCUCCCUCCGCUGAGCUACAUCUAAGGCCACAGAGGUUCCAGUGUCUGGGAAUGUUCACAAAGUCAACAACUGUAAAACACACAAAAACACAGCUUUUUGUUGAGAGGCCUGGAGCCAAAUUAAAUUGUUACGAAGCUUU
Phyllostomus discolor (pale spear-nosed bat) is the source of this 2658-nucleotide messenger RNA. RefSeq names its product DALR anticodon binding domain containing 3 (gene DALRD3). NCBI's taxonomy places the organism in Eukaryota, Metazoa, Chordata, Mammalia, Chiroptera, Phyllostomidae. Gene Ontology annotation, biological process: tRNA C3-cytosine methylation; arginyl-tRNA aminoacylation. The transcript has 13 exons. Gene Ontology annotation, molecular function: arginine-tRNA ligase activity; ATP binding; tRNA binding. Bases 651 to 2543 code for a protein of 630 amino acids. The record is from RefSeq and is a predicted model, not a curated record.